AUGUCGGCUAAAUGUGGAAGGAAAGCUAAGGUCGCACCCACUGUUGAACCUACUGAGCCUGAACCUAGUGCUAAUGCUACUGUCAACUUCACCUUGGAAGAUGUAGCGAACCUCAUCACUGACCGCAUGAAUGCGAUGAUGCCAAAUCUUGCUACUCAAGUUGCCCAAAUUCUAGAAAUUCCACUAACUGAAGGUACUAGAACUACCAGAGCCACUCAGAACAAGAGAACUCAAGAAGAACCUGAACAGAACCAAGAGGUGAACAAUGAUUCUAACGGUGCUAGUCAGAUCAACACUCGAGCUACUACUGAAGGCAGAGUUACCCGAAGCAGAGGGUGUAUGUUCAAGACCUUCACUCAGUGCAAACUCCCAGUCUACACGGGGGAGAAAGGUGCUGCAGAAUUGUUGAUGUGGUUUGAGAACAUGGAAGAAGCCCUAUACCACACUGAGAUUACUGAAGAUAAGAUGGUGGAGCACACGACCAACCAAUUUGACGGAGCUGCUAGGUCUUGGUGGACUGGCAUCGUCACCACUAUUGGCAGGAAGUCCGCUUAUGCUUACACCUGGGAAGAACUUCAGAAGAUGAUGAGAGCCGAAUUCUGUACUAAAGAUGCAUUGCAAGAACUAGAACAAGAGUUUUGGGAUCUGAAGAUGGAAGGUUUGGAGAUUGAGAAGUAUAUUCUGAGGUUUAAUGAACUUGCCCGUCUUGUACCACAUUUGGCGUCUACCGAAGAAAAGAAGAUCGAUCGUUUCAUUUGGGGCUUGAUUCCUGAGAUCCGCCAAGACCUCACCAGUAAAGGCCCUAAGACCAUGUCAAGAGCAACUGUGCUGGCUAAGACCUUGACCAAAGACAUAAUUAGAUCAGGAGGUUUGACUGAGAAUGUUGAGAAGGGGAAGAGGAAGGCUGAAGAAGUGGUGGAGAAGAAAGUUGAGCCCCCAAGUAAGAAAGGGAAGAUUUUGAAGAACUAUGCAGUGACCGAACAACCCACCGCCAGUCAACAGAAAUCCACCAGUGAGAAAUGCCAGACCUCCACUACCACCUGCUGCCCCAGUUCACAGGAACCAGAUCCAGAACGCCCAAGUUCAGAGUGCUGCCCCAGUCCAGAACUACCACCUGUACGCGGGCCAAUGAACCAGAACCAGCAGAACCAUCAGCAACAGCAAGGCCCAGCUAACGCCCGUGUUUUUGCUUUGAACGCUGAGGAAGCUCGUCAGAACCCUCGGGUUGUGACAGGUACUUUUCUUCUGAACGAUCAUUAUGCUUCCGUACUAUUUGACUCCGGUGCCGAACGUAGCUUUGUUGCAUUAGACUUUAAAGCUAAGACUGACAUGAAAACUGGCAAACUAAAUAAUAAAUAUUUGGUAGAGUACGCAAAUGGCCAAAAAUACGAUACUAACGAAAUUGCUCUAGAUUGUCCUUUGAUCUUAGUAGACAAGAACUUUACGAUUGAUCUAAUCCCUGUCGAGAUUAGUAGCUUUGAUAUUAUUGUGGGAAUGGAUUGGCUAUCCAAACACCACGCGACUAUUUGCUGCCACGAGAAAUCAGUUCAUAUACCACUCCAAAACGGCGAGAUCUUAAUUGUGCAAGGCGACAAGUCCACGAACGAACUUAAAAUCGUCACAGCCAUGAAAUUCCGUAAGUACUUGGACAAUAAAGAUCAUCUUGUGUACCUAGCUCAUGUCAUUGAUAAAAGUGCUAAAGAGUUGAAAGUUCAAGACAUCCCCAUUGUACGGGACUUUCCAGAUGUCUUUCCUGACGACUUACCAGGUAUUCCACCUGUUAGACAAGUUGAGUUCAAUAUUGAUCUAGUACCCGGUGCAGCACCAGUCGUUAAAGCACCGUAUCGUUUAGCUCCUCCUGAAAUGCAAGAACUGUCCAAUCAAUAA
Molecule: messenger RNA, 1887 nt
Organism: Erigeron canadensis
Lineage: Eukaryota; Viridiplantae; Streptophyta; Magnoliopsida; Asterales; Asteraceae
Exons: 2
Coding region: 1-1887 (628 amino acids)
Source: RefSeq, a predicted model, not a curated record